Molecule: messenger RNA, 3963 nt
Organism: Cladocopium goreaui
Lineage: Eukaryota; Dinophyceae; Suessiales; Symbiodiniaceae
Source: the annotation of a GenBank genome assembly
AUGGCAAUGGCCAUGAACAAAGAACUUCAGACUCACUUGGGUGAACGCAGCUUUUUGGCAACUGGUCAAGAAUGGGAGAAGGCAGAGGCGUUCAAUUCACCCGUAGGCUUUAAGGUGAUUUCAUGCAACAAACUCAGAUCUGUACUGGAUGUGUUGCGGGAGACGAACUUAGACAUUGUUUUCUCAGAUGCUGACAACGUUUUCAAGAGCGAUCCGUUUUUGCCCUCAUUGAGCUUGGGAAGCAUGAUCCGCUCUGGCAAGUAUGAAUACAUCUAUGGACGCAAAAUAGAACCUGGAGGGCAAAAGAUUCAGAACCUCAAUCCUGAAGUCUAUCAUCAAGAGCCUAUCAAAGCGAAUACUGGCUUCUACUAUGUUGCAGGUGGUAGAAAACAGAACAUUGUUCAGAGAAUAUUUGAAGUCAGUGUGGAGUGGUGUGAUAGACGUCCAUCUUUGGAUGACCAGGAAAACUUUUGGGACGGCCUUGUGGCUACCCGGAAUAAGAAAAGUACAGAGAAAGGGUACGUUGCUUGCUUCCGACACUGUGACAACGACAAGUGCCAGGAUGUCAACGAAUCCAUGGUGCUAAACUACUGUGAUAUGAGUCCGUGGGAGUACAUUUUGGGAUGUUUUUCCACAGAAUCUGCAUUGAAAGAGCCCAGAAUGGUGUCAUAUCAUGCUACCCAUGUCUUUGGUUGGCCAGCGAAGAAAGGGAAACUUCAAAAUGUGAAACUCUGGGCGAACUGCGAUGAGAGUGAAAUCACAGGCGUCAAAGUUACUACGUCUACUCCAUCUACGUCUACGUCCACUCCUUUGCCAACUUCAACCAAUGUGGUUUCUAGUACAGGUGCAGAAAGCGCAGGCGAAACAACCCAAUUGGUUCCUGGCGAGAACGGCGAUUCUCUGACUGUUCGCUUGCGUCGGCAUGCUGGUCUUUACAAAGACAAGAGCUAUGCUCCGGAGUUGAAGAAUGUCUUGCUAUUGACGGCAUCCAACUCUGGUUACUUGGAGAUGCUGACCAACUGGGAAUGUUUUGCCACAAGGCUUGAGCUUGAUUGGAUGGUAAUGGCCAUGAACAAAGAACUUCAGACUCACUUGGGUGAACGCAGCUUUUUGGCAACUGGUCAAGAAUGGGAGAAGGCAGAGGCGUUCAAUUCACCCGUAGGCUUUAAGGUGAUUUCAUGCAACAAACUCAGAUCUGUACUGGAUGUGAUGCGGGAGACGAACUUAGACAUUGUUUUCUCAGAUGCUGACAACGUUUUCAAGAGCGAUCCGUUUUUGCCCUCAUUGAGCUUGGGAAGCAUGAUCCGCUCUGGCAAGUAUGAAUACAUCUAUGGACGCAAAAUAGAACCUGGAGGGCAAAAGAUUCAGAACCUCAAUCCUGAAGUCUAUCAUCAAGAGCCUAUCAAAGCGAAUACUGGCUUCUACUAUGUUGCAGGUGGUAGAAAACAGAACAUUGUUCAGAGAAUAUUUGAAGUCAGUGUGGAGUGGUGUGAUAGACGUCCAUCUUUGGAUGACCAGGAAAACUUUUGGGACGGCCUUGUGGCUACCCGGAAUAAGAAAAGUACAGAGAAAGGGUACGUUGCUUGCUUCCGACACUGUGACAACGACAAGUGCCAGGGUGUCAACGAAUCCAUGGUGCUGAACUACUGUGAUAUGAGUCCGUGGGAGUACAUUUUGGGAUGUUUUUCCACAGAAUCUGCAUUGAAAGAGCCCAGAAUGGUGUCAUAUCAUGCUACCCAUGUCUUUGGUUGGCCAGCGAAGAAAGGGAAACUUCAAAAUGUGAAACUCUGGGCGAACUGCGAUGAGAGUGAAAUCACAGGCGUCAAAGUUACUACGUCUACUCCAUCUACGUCUACGUCCACUCCUUUGCCAACUUCAACCAAUGUGGUUUCUAGUACAGGUGCAGAAAGCGCAGGCGAAACAACCCAAUUGGUUCCUGGCGAGAACGGCGAUUCUCUGACUGUUCGCUUGCGUCGGCAUGCUGGUCUUUACAAAGACAAGAGCUAUGCUCCGGAGUUGAAGAAUGUCUUGCUAUUGACGGCAUCCAACUCUGGUUACUUGGAGAUGCUGACCAACUGGGAAUGUUUUGCCACAAGGCUUGAGCUUGAUUGGAUGGUAAUGGCCAUGAACAAAGAACUUCAGACUCACUUGGGUGAACGCAGCUUUUUGGCAACUGGUCAAGAAUGGGAGAAGGCAGAGGCGUUCAAUUCACCCGUAGGCUUUAAGGUGAUUUCAUGCAACAAACUCAGAUCUGUACUGGAUGUGAUGCGGGAGACGAACUUAGACAUUGUUUUCUCAGAUGCUGACAACGUUUUCAAGAGCGAUCCGUUUUUGCCCUCAUUGAGCUUGGGAAGCAUGAUCCGCUCUGGCAAGUAUGAAUACAUCUAUGGACGCAAAAUAGAACCUGGAGGGCAAAAGAUUCAGAACCUCAAUCCUGAAGUCUAUCAUCAAGAGCCUAUCAAAGCGAAUACUGGCUUCUACUAUGUUGCAGGUGGUAGAAAACAGAACAUUGUUCAGAGAAUAUUUGAAAUCAGUGUGGAGUGGUGUGAUAGACGUCCAUCUUUGGAUGACCAGGAAAACUUUUGGGACGGCCUUGUGGCUACCCGGAAUAAGAAAAGUACAGAGAAAGGGUACGUUGCUUGCUUCCGACACUGUGACAGCGACAAGUGCCAGGGUGUCAACGAAUCCAUGGUGCUGAACUACUGUGAUAUGAGUCCGUGGGAGUACAUUUUGGGAUGUUUUUCCACAGAAUCUGCAUUGAAAGAGCCCAGAAUGGUGUCAUAUCAUGCUACCCAUGUCUUUGGUUGGCCAGCGAAGAAAGGGAAACUUCAAAAUGUGAAACUCUGGGCGAACUGCGAUGAGAGUGAAAUCACAGGCGUCAAAGUUACUACGUCUACUCCAUCUACGUCUACGUCCACUCCUUUGCCAACUUCAACCAAUGUGGUUUCUAGUACAGGUGCAGAAAGCGCAGGCGAAACAACCCAAUUGGUUCCUGGCGAGAACGGCGAUUCUCUGACUGUUCGCUUGCGUCGGCAUGCUGGUCUUUACAAAGACAAGAGCUAUGCUCCGGAGUUGAAGAAUGUCUUGCUAUUGACGGCAUCCAACUCUGGUUACUUGGAGAUGCUGACCAACUGGGAAUGUUUUGCCACAAGGCUUGGGCUUGAUUGGAUGGUAAUGGCCAUGAACAAAGAACUUCAGACUCACUUGGGUGAACGCAGCUUUUUGGCAACUGGUCAAGAAUGGGAGAAGGCAGAGGCGUUCAAUUCACCCGUAGGCUUUAAGGUGAUUUCAUGCAACAAACUCAGAUCUGUACUGGAUGUGAUGCGGGAGACGAACUUAGACAUUGUUUUCUCAGAUGCUGACAACGUUUUCAAGAGCGAUCCGUUUUUGCCCUCAUUGAGCUUGGGAAGCAUGAUCCGCUCUGGCAAGUAUGAAUACAUCUAUGGACGCAAAAUAGAACCUGGAGGGCAAAAGAUUCAGAACCUCAAUCCUGAAGUCUAUCAUCAAGAGCCUAUCAAAGCGAAUACUGGCUUCUACUAUGUUGCAGGUGGUAGAAAACAGAACAUUGUUCAGAGAAUAUUUGAAAUCAGUGUGGAGUGGUGUGAUAGACGUCCAUCUUUGGAUGACCAGGAAAACUUUUGGGACGGCCUUGUGGCUACCCGGAAUAAGAAAAGUACGGAGAAAGGGUACGUUGCUUGCUUCCGACACUGUGACAGCGACAAGUGCCAGGGUGUCAACGAAUCCAUGGUGCUGAACUACUGUGAUAUGAGUCCGUGGGAGUACAUUUUGGGAUGUUUUUCCACAGAAUCUGCAUUGAAAGAGCCCAGAAUGGUGUCAUAUCAUGCUACCCAUGUCUUUGGUUGGCCAGCGAAGAAAGGGAAACUUCAAAAUGUGAAACUCUGGGCAAACUGCGAUGAGAGUGAAAUCACAGGCGUCAGUGCUACCUCUGCGAGUUUAGGAUAA